GGUAGAGGCGUAACUCGUGGCGUUUAUUCUAAUAACUCUGAAACUUCAGUUUUAGAAACACUAGCGCAUUUUAUACACUUCAUAACUUUUUUUUUCUUACACAUAAUAGGAGGGAUGGGUAUGUCGUGAAAAGAUGCUGCAGAUCUAAACCCACUUAAGUUUCGUUUCGUUUCGUUUCGUCUUUCGUAGAAACAGCUGCGCCUGGUUUAUAUGAGAGUCAUAAACCGUUCGUUUUGUUUCUAGUAACUGGCUUCAAGUAUCAAACAGUAUGAACAGAAGAAACAGGAAUAAUUAUCUCUCUAUAUCCGCUGUGCGCGGAAUUGGACUGGACUUCAUUGAAAUGCUAGAGGAAACUAACAGGAGAUCCAUUACCGACAGAAACGCACUCUGCGACAUCUACAACGAAGAGUUUCGAGAUAGGGACGGUGGUGUGAAAGAUCCAAACUUCUCCAGACUCAUCUAUGCAUUAAGGAAAUGGAACAAAGCACGUCUUUCUAGAACAGGAAGACAUGUUUACUUUAACGCCAAUGUCAGAGUGAGGCUGCACGACCAGUGGUUUAGACCAUGUCCGAGACAGAGAAACCAAGCUACUCCCGCUCCAAGUAAUGCUAGCUCAUUGUCAGCUACCAGUGUUCCAGGGCCAGAUGAUGGAGUCAGAGGAAGAAGAAGACUGGCGAAAGACAUCCUACAGCGACUGAACACUACAGACAGGUCCUUUUUUGUAGCUGAUAAGUAUGGGGUGCAGGUGUCCUCUGAGCUCUAUAUGGAAAGUGGAAAGAUUCAGAUCAGUGUGGAUAGGGCAGACGUUUAUGAGGUGAAGCUGUUUGUGGAGAACACCGGUCAGGAUGCUGUGUAUUUCACGUACUACACUGCUCUUCACUGGCUGCAGUAUUUCACUCUGGAAGACAGCAGAAGAGUCACACGUAACAAUCCACUCCUUCUGGAGCCAUGUGAGAAGUAUGAAGUGACUGUGAGAUUCAAAUCCAGGCAUGUUGGAGUUUAUUCAGCUACUCUAGCAUUUGAAUUCAAGAAGAACAUCCAGCCCACCUCCCGUCCCUUCCACAUUGUGCGCUUCAUUGAAGUGGAGUACAGGACUAAGCUUGCAGCCUUACUGGGUCCCACAGAACCAUACAAGCCUCUGAAACUCAACGUCUUUGAACCCGAAAAUUGUAAAGUGGAUGAGGGCUAUCCACCUGAGGGUUAUGUUCAAAACUUUCUACAAAAUGUUCUGCCGCUGGGGCAAUACACUCCUCCUCCUGACAUCCCUGAACUAGCCAAGCUCCUGAAAGUGGACUGUUCUUCCCGGAUCCUCAGGGGAAAGUUUCGGGAACUUCAGUCAUUACUGGAGAGUCCACUAGGCUUCCAUAAUUAUGCAGAACGUUUUGAUUUACUACUCUAUCUGGAGGAGUGUCAGAUGCAUGUGGACAUCAAGAGAUACAACAAAGAUCAAGUCACCUUACUCAAAGACUAUGACAAGAGACUAAUGGUCUUAAACCUCCCUGGUGUAUCAGAGAACAGACCAUCAGUCCUGAGAGGAGAUCACCUACUUCUCACUAAGAGUGAGGAGGUUAAUUUCUCAACUGUGACCAAAUACAAAGGCUACGUCCACAAAGUUGAACUGGAUCGUGUAAAACUGGGCUUCUCUCGAAGGUUCCUUGAGCAUGUUUAUGUAGAUAAGAUGAAAUUUCGCGUGGAGUUCACAGUGAAUCGUCUCCCAGUAAGACUGCAACACAGAGCAGUGCACAUGGCGGUCCAGCACAAGCUCAGAGAUGUGCUGUUCCCUGUGGGCUCAAGGAGCUUGAACCCUGUGCAUCCACCUGCACUGAGACUCUUUGAUCAGCAGCUUCAGAGGAACCCUGAACAGUACAGUGCAGUGUGUCACAUUGUGGCCGGUACGUCCAAGCCGGCGCCGUACUUGGUGUUUGGACCUCCUGGAACUGGUAAAACAGUCACGAUAGUGGAGGCCAUCAAACAGGUGGAGAAGAAUAUACCUGGUGCCUGCAUCCUAGCUUGUGCUCCAUCUAACAGUGCAGCUGAUCAGCUGUGUGAAAAGUUGAUCACUAGUCAACAUGUUGAUGCACAGAAAAUAUACAGAGUCUAUGCUAGCUCACGCGAUCCAAAAGAUAUCCCUAAAGUUCUGAAGAAUAUCAGUAAUCUGGAGGAAGAGAUUAUUGUUUUCCCAUGUAAAGAGGAUCUAAUGUCCUACAAGAUCCUGGUCUGCACUCUGGUCACCGCUGGCAGGCUGGUCACUGGUGGUUUUCCUGUGGAUCAUUUUUCUCACAUCUUUGUGGAUGAGGCAGGACAUGCUGUAGAGUCAGAGACAAUCAUCAGUGUGGCAGGGCUGCUGAAUGCAGAGACCGGACAACUUGUUUUGGCUGGAGAUCCCAAGCAGCUGGGGCCAAUCCUGAGGUCUCCUCUUGCCAUCAAUCACGGGCUUGAUGUCUCUUUGCUGGAGAGGCUGAUGACACAGAAUGAUCUUUAUAAGAAAGACGGCAUGGAGUUUGACAAACGCUAUGUCACCAAGCUUCUUCUGAACUACAGGUCUCAUCCAUCCAUUCUGAAGGUUCCUAAUGAAUUGUUUUAUGAUGGGGAGCUGGUGGCAUGUGCGGAUGAAAUCUACUCCAACCAGUACUCCACCUGGGAGCACCUUCCCAAAAGAGGAUUUCCUGUUGUUUUCCACGGAGUGCCUGGGAAGGAUGAGAGGGAGUCGAACAGUCCCUCCUUUUUUAACAUCUUUGAAAUCGAAAUCAUUGUUGACUACCUGAAGAAGCUGCUCCUGACACAGGCCAAGAGGGGACUCUCCAGAAUCCCCAGAGAUAUUGGCAUCAUCGCCCCCUACAGGAAGCAGGUUGAGAAGAUCAGAAGGGCCAUCAGAUCAGACGAAGACCUCGAAAAGCACAUGUGCAUCGAAGAGCUAAAGGUUGGUUCCGUGGAGGAGUUUCAAGGCCAAGAGAGAAAAGUGAUCCUGGUGUCUGCUGUCCGUAGCAGCAAAGAGUAUAUGGAUUUGGAUGAAACAUUUAAUAUCGGGUUUCUUAAGAACGAGAAGAGAUUCAAUGUGGCGGUGACGAGAGCAAAAGCUUUGUUCAUCAUGGUGGGAAACCCGACCAUUCUGCGGACCGAUGAAAGCUGGGGCCGGUUUAUUGACUUCUGCUAUGAGCAGGGCGGUUACGCCGGCAUUUCUUUCACCAGUGUAGAGGGAAUAGAGGAGGUUGAAAAGCGUCUGCUUGCUCUUAACAUCCAGGAUAAGAGCGAGGAAACUGAUGAGAGUGCAGUCCAACAGUAUGUGAAUCCUGAGUGGAGACAAGAUUACUAACAGUGAAGGUCCUUCAACUCAAACCCGUCAAGCCUUUAGGAGCUAGGAUGGAAAUUGUGGAUUUGAAGCCGGGCACACAUUCUACCAUUUGUGAGGUCCUUUACAUUUGUUGCUUGUCAGACUGUAUGAAAUUAUCGUAAUGGGAUCUUGGGUACAAAAAAAAGCCAUGAUGAAAAUUUUUUGUACAGUGUGAACCUGGCGUAAAUAUUAAUGACUCUUCUUAUCAAUGAAAUGUAUUGUAAAGCUUACAUGUAAUUAAAUUUUAAUCAUUUAAAAAAAUAAUCAUUUUAAUUUACCAUAAAAAUAAGCACACUGUAUUUUUAUAAUCUGAACACUGUGUUUCUUAUUCCUGCAUUAAAAUGUUCAAUAUUCAACUACUGACACAUUCAAAUGAUCUCCAUUAGAUUAAUGUCAAAAGUAAAGCUGUCAUGUAGUUAUCAGUUUGUCUCUCCCUUGUGGCUGUUGGAAGUACUGCUGUAUCGAGUUGACGUUUGAGCCAUUUUCCUUAAAAUGAACCUUCAGACACCAAAAGCCCAGUCUUGAAAUAUCAUAUUCAUCAGCUAUGGGUGAUUUUUUUUUAAAUAAUUACAUUUUCUAAAGCCUAAAACUCAUAGAACCCGCGACACCAGCAUACCUGAUCUUGAAGUAUCUACCAAGUAAAAAGCGAUAUUUUCUUAAUUAAAUAAACAACAUCAGUUAUAAGGACAGUCCUAUUGGGGAUUUUUUUCCCAAGGACAGAAAAAAAAAUACCUCUUGCUCUCGGUCACCUCUACCCAUAAUUAACCUAAAAAAUGAGUUCCCAAGCCAGUGUUUUAAUAUGAUGAGUUAACGCUUUCCUCUUAAAGGUGCAGUCACAUUAUCAAAAUUAUCUGAAAUCUGUCAAUAGCAAUGUAGCAAUGUAUGAAGCCCUCACAAAAGGUUACUUUCAUACCUAUCCAUUUUUGUUUUCCAAAAAAUCUGGAGUCAAUGAAUUGUCCUUGAGUGUAUGACACUUCUGAUAUAUAACACUUUACCACAGACGAAACCAAAUUAAAUUAACUUUCCUUGUUUCUCCUCACACAGACAUUAUUCUGAACAGACCAGGCCAGACCGGCAGCCUGAAUUCAGCUUCAGUGUCUGUUAAACCAUUUUUCAGAUAGCCUUUUCUAAACGAUCAACACAAAUGUAAAUGCCGGUCA
Molecule: messenger RNA, 4491 nt
Organism: Puntigrus tetrazona (Sumatra barb)
Lineage: Eukaryota; Metazoa; Chordata; Actinopteri; Cypriniformes; Cyprinidae
Gene: mov10b.2
Product: Moloney leukemia virus 10b, tandem duplicate 2
Molecular function (GO): ATP hydrolysis activity; 5'-3' RNA helicase activity; RNA binding
Source: RefSeq, a predicted model, not a curated record